CUCCCGUCGGCGAUGUCCGCGAGGGGCAUGGAGUUGGCCGGAACCUAUAAAAGCCCCUGACGAGAACCGGAGCGCUGCCACCACCACCACCGGGCAAGCCGAGCGAGAGCGCGCAGCACCACCGCCAACCCCAGCGCCGCGGAGCCAUCACCAUGUCCCGUCACUGGGGCUACGGCAAGGACAACGGACCUUCUACCUGGCAUGAGGUAUUCCCUAUUGCCAAUGGAGAUCGCCAGUCACCGAUUGACAUUCAGACCAAGUCUGCUAAGUACGAUUCCUCACUGAAGCCACUGAGCAUCACUUAUGACCCAUCUACAGCCAAAAACAUAGUCAACAAUGGCCACUCUUUCAAUGUGGAGUUUGAAGACUUGGCUGAUAAAUGUGUGCUGAAAGGGGGCCCACUUGAAGGAACUUACAGGCUGAUUCAAUUCCACAUUCACUGGGGAUCCCGUGAAGGUCAAGGAUCUGAGCACACAGUGGAUGGUGUGAAAUACGAUGCAGAGCUUCAUUUGGUUCACUGGAACACAAAGUACGGUAAAUUUGCAGAAGCUGUGAAGCAUCCUGAUGGCUUGGCUGUCUUGGGUGUGUUUUUGAAGGUAGGAAGCACCUGUCCUGGAAUACAGAAAGUUGUUGAUUCCCUGAGCUCCAUUAAACACAAGGGCAAACAGGCUGCCUUCACAAACUUUGAUCCCGCAUGUCUACUUCCUGCCUCCCACGAUUUCUGGACUUACCUCGGAUCUCUGACUACUCCUCCUCUGCUUGAAUGCGUCAUCUGGAUUGUUCUGAAGCAGCCUGUAACCGUCAGCAAGGAACAGAUUGACAAACUCCGUUCCCUUUCCUUCUAUGAUGAGAAUGAGCCACCAUGUCCCAUGGUUGACAACUGGCGCCCGUGCCAGCCACAGAAGGGCAGAGAAGUUAGAGCCUCAUUCCAAUAAGCUGUGCCCAUUAAACGUUGCCGUGUCCUUGAGGGAUGAGUUCUUUCUGCUAAGCACAAAUCCAGCUACUGCCAUACAUGCACUGGCAACAUCUCUUUUUUCCCCUAGUGCUCUCUUUUCUACCUAUCAUCCUCUGUAGUUCUAACUAAUGAAAUGUGAAGGGCCACAGGCCUAGAGGAAAGCAUAUUUGCUGCAGGGUGGGUAUGUAUGUAGCGUGCAGUGUGUGUGCAGGGUACGAAUAGAAACAUGGUGUGAUGCUUGACAAGAAUUACUGUGCAAUUGCUGCUGAUGCUAUCAUAGGAUUUCUUCCUGUGGCCAUUAGUUAAGGGGCAUGAUGAAAAGUAACAUAAAAAAUAAGCCAUUUCUUUUUUGAAGAAAAUAACCUCAUAGAGCAUAUGAGGUUACUUGUACUCAGUAACUUGAAUCUUUUGUAAAAGCACAGGAAUGCAGUCUAAUACAGAUAUUUUACAUCUGAUUUGGGACAUUACCUUCUGUCAACCUUCUAUUAUCAUAGGCAUUAAAAUACGAAAGUAAUAUUGAACAUUAAAUGUCUUAGCUUUUAAAAAGUUUGAAGUGUAAAUAUUUUUUCCUUUUCAUCCAUACAUUUUAAUCAUGUCUUAAU
Messenger RNA from Gekko japonicus, 1557 nucleotides. It is a transcript of the gene CA2, whose product is annotated as carbonic anhydrase II. Lineage: Eukaryota; Metazoa; Chordata; Lepidosauria; Squamata; Gekkonidae. The record is from RefSeq and is a predicted model, not a curated record. Gene Ontology annotation, cellular component: cytoplasm. Gene Ontology annotation, molecular function: carbonate dehydratase activity; zinc ion binding. The transcript has 7 exons. The coding region runs from base 153 to 935 and encodes 260 amino acids.